AUGUCGUUUUAUAUCAAGAGAAUAGUGUCGACAUUUACACCUUCCAGACCAAACUUUCCUUCCAGAAUUGAGAACAGGCAGCCACAGCCGCCACCACCCAGUAAUGAAGCAGAGUCAGAAUCCGAUGAUGACUACGAAGCUUGGGACGAAUUUGAGAAUUUUGAUGAUGAUUCAGGAUCGGACGCAGAUUACGAAAACGAGGAUGAACAACAGUCAUUAAAGAAACCAAAUUCAAGAAUUCCAGUGGAACCAAGCGAACCCCAGGAGGACUAUGCUAACUAUAGCCCUGACCAUAGUGACGAGGAUAGUAGCAGGAAUGGACACUCUAUUACUGACUCCCUAAGGCACGCUCUAGAGCAGAGAAAUAAAGUAAACCAAAGUCACCAUAGACAAGAAAAACCCCCAGAGCCUGAAGAACCUCCACCGAGACCUGCUCGACCUGGAAGGGGAGUUGACCGUCCACCACCGCAAAUCCCCCAGCCCCCGAGACCUGGUGGGAGGAACCGCAGAGAACAGGCCCCUCCCCCGGAGCCAGAGGAGCAGCCUGCUUAUAUAGAAACGGAUGACCCGUUACUCAAUCAGCCGGAAUACGAGGUACCAGAGGAGAUGUCUUCUCCUGCCCCGAAGCUUCCACCAUCCCGUCCUCCCAUGAAGCCCCCUGUACCGGAAAUUGAUGAUCAGCCUACUUACGAAGAUCCCGAUGAAACAGAUAAUCCACCAGCACCGCCCCCUGGCAGGGGUGGGAGGCGGCCUCCUCCUAAACCUGCUCAGCCCCCACCCCCUGAGCCUGACUUCCCAGAGGAUGUUUAUGAGGAUCCAGAUAAUAAACCUGACGUAGCCCCUGCUCCAAUACCUCAAAGAACAAAGCAGUUUAGAAUGCCACCUAUUCCCAAUAACCAGAAGAAUUCUCCAAACUUAGCCAGAACAAUAUCGGAGCCUGAUGGACCAGCCCCACCCCCUCCUCGUGGUGGCCAUGCAAAACAUGUUAAGCGAACGCCACCGCCCGUCCCAACAGAAACUCACAACAGUGAUGACUCCAGUUCUAAUUGGAGACCUACAAAAAAGGAUUAUGAAAAACCUGAAACUUCUCUUCCAAAAGCAAAUAAAACCCGGAACGCGCCACGUCAUCAGGCAAAACCACCGGAAGAUGACUACAUGGCGAUGGCUGACAAGGCUCAGGAAAGUGAUGAUGAAGAAGAUUACGAAAAACCCGAUCCAGCAGAGAGGCCACCAAUUGAAAGGUUACCGCCAGCACCAAGAGAAACUAAAGGUGGAUUAAAAGCGAAAAAGGUUCCUGUAUUUCCACCUCAGACAACUGAAUCUGGCAAAAAGCUUCCAGCAGGAGCAGUUCCUGUAAUUGGUUAUAGACCUGACUUGGCUGCUGACUCACUAAACACAAAGCACUCAUCAAGAGAUGAGAGUACCCCUCCUCCUGUGCCUACGUCACAUGCCCGUCACAGGGGCUCCCAAGACGAAAACACGCCGCCCCCUGUGCCAACAUCAAAGACCCCACACAAAUCCACUCCAAUCAACGAGGGCAGGUCAUUACCUCCAACUCCUAAAGAUCAUAGAGGGACAAACGGUGUACCCAGUAGCACAAACAAACCGAAGGGGAGAGGUGAGGGAUAUCGUAAUAUUCUAUAAGGUCCUCUUCUUGCACUGAAGUAUUUUCUGUUUCCCAAACAGCAUGUCUCAUUUUAUGUUCUGAAUUAUGUGCAUGA
Molecule: messenger RNA, 1721 nt
Organism: Saccostrea cuccullata (small rock oyster)
Lineage: Eukaryota; Metazoa; Mollusca; Bivalvia; Ostreida; Ostreidae
Exons: 23
Coding region: 1-1644 (547 amino acids)
Source: RefSeq, a predicted model, not a curated record